Messenger RNA from Cuscuta epithymum, 8176 nucleotides. The record is from the annotation of a GenBank genome assembly. Lineage: Eukaryota; Viridiplantae; Streptophyta; Magnoliopsida; Solanales; Convolvulaceae.
GUGUAUGAGGUGUCCUUGGAUAGCUCUUGAAGUGUAGUUUCAUAAUUGAGUGGUCUUUGUUCGAGGAGAGAGAGCUUAUCAUCCAAAAAUCGAUCUGGAACGAGCAGUGGUCUGUGAACUCGAGCUGUGAGAGUGCUGAGACUGUUUGCUUCAUAUCUCGAGUUAUACACAUCCAAAUAAGGCGUAUAAUAUACCAAAAGAAAGCUCUCAAGACGAGGAAUCCUCGAAGGUCUGGUUUGCAUCAAUCGGAGUAGUGGAAGGCCUCCAAAUCGACCGAGCAAAACACGACCUCGCAGAAUACGUUUUUGUAUUCAAAGAAACGAGUUAACCGGGAAACACCCGUUCUAGGGGCUGUUUUCGUAUCAACGAUUAAGGGUUGAACUAGCACUUUGAGGAGGCUGUUUAACACUCAUAAUUGAGCAAGGAAUCAGUUCCAAAUCCACCUUGACCAAAGCUUUGACCAUUGGACCAAGAAGGGAAAGUUUAAAGCUCAUUUGAGGUUGAGGCUAGAGCUUGCUUCCUGUGCUCGUUGCCCGAGUGAUUUUCCCCGGAGAGAAGACUUGGUUCGUGCUUCCUCCAUUCAGUUUUAGAACAUUAAUAAACAUGCUCAUGGAUAUUUUACUUUAGAGCCUGCGUGCUCAUGUUUGCCCUGUGUGGCCCUUUGUUUUAAACAAUGUUUUCCGAUGCGUAUUAAAUUACUUAUUAUGUAUGUUUAUGGAUGACUUUUGUGUGAAUGAUAUUCAUGACGCCUUGUAUAAUAUGAAUGUGUUGGACUGCGGUUGACUAUUCGUAUUGUACGGCGGGUUGUUGACGUGUCCGGGGAGGUCCGGGGCGUGACAAUUAAGUUGGUAUCAGAGCCUUAGUCCAUAAACUUCAUAAUGAAGUCUCAAAAUUCUCUUUUUGAAAAGAUUUUGAAAACCAUGAGCAUAGAAGUUUUGUACUUGGAGAGAUUUUGGUACUUGGGUCGCAAGGUCUCUAAUUGUUAAGAUGGUACCCUUAGCAAUUGGUAUGGCGGUGACUCGAGCCAAAAUGUGUCUUAAGUACCUAUCCGUCAAUUGACAUUUGAUACGAGUCUAACGACUCUUUCCAAAUUUCUUUCAGAAAUGGACCGUGGUGGCAGGAUUACUAGGAGAAACCCGACGGGUCGUGUACCAGUGGAGACUGGACAGGGCAGUCGAAGGACCUCUAGGGCAUCUAGAGGAGCUGGCCGUGGAGGCCGAUCACAGACCGUGAGUGACGGUCAUGUCGACACGGAAAGUGAAACCUACUGGUCCUAUGAGGACUCGACCUAUCGACCGGAAACUGAACCGGUUGAGACCCCUUAUGAAGGGGAUGAUGAUGAUGUAAGUGAUGAGGAGGAAAAUGGCUCCUUAGCACGGAUUGAAGCACUACUUCAACAGUACCACCGUGAGCGUGAGGAGAGGAGGGAACGCCGAAGGCGCCGGGCUAGGCAACCUUCGGGCGGGGCUUCAAGAGGGAGAAGCCAUGGCGACUCUAGGGCCCACGUUGAACCACAUGGGGGCCGGGGUGAUGGAGGUCCGAUCAUAAGGAUCUCCAAAUACAUCAAAGAGGCACGAGACUUGGGGUGCAAACCGUUCGAUGGGACGGGUGACAUCUCCGUUUCGGCACAAUGGAUUAAGCGGCUGAAUGAGGCAGCCCUGGACAUGCAACUCACCCCCGAAUAUAAACUAAGGGUUGCGGUGAGAUUGCUUGAAGGUAUGGCAUCCAAGUGGUGGGAUGGGACCAAAGGCAAAUAUGGCGAGACCGUCACUUGGGAGAAUUUCCGACAGGAAUUCUUUGCCCAAUAUUACUCGGAUUUUGAGGUGAACAAGAAAGUGAGGGAAUACACCCUUCUAACCCAAGGGGGUAACAUGACGGUGAGGGAACUUGAGUACAAGUUCAGGGAUCUUGCCGAUUACAUACCUGAGUAUGCUUGUGACGAGAACCGGAUGGUGAACCACUUCUGGGAUGCUCUAGACUUGGAGAUACGUGACAGGGCAACGCAAUUGCCUAACAUGACGUUUGCUCAAGUGGUUGACCAAGGGUUGAAAGGAGAGAAACAAUGGGAAGAAAGGAAGAAGAGGGACGCCGAGGAGGCGAAAAAGAGAAAGUGGGAGAGUCAUGGCUCCCAAGGUUCCAACAAAAAGGGGAACCACGGAGGGGGAUCUUUCCGGGCACCACUGCCACCAUCUAGGGGGAACCAAGGCCCGAGUGGGCAAGGCGCGAGGUCACAAACCUCAGUGGUAGCUCGUUGCAACAAUUGCAAGAAGAACCACUCCGGUAAAUGUCGCGACCCCCCUAGAUGUUUUCAAUGCGGGGAUGCCGGGCAUUUGAAGGCACAUUGCCCACAAUUGAGUGGGGCAAGGACAUCGGGACCGAGUAGCGGUCCGACGGGUACACGGAAUCAAACCGGGGCUUCUCAAGCAAGCCGGGGACACGGGGGGGCAAGUACAAGUAACGCGCCAUCCGUGAAUCAAGGAAGAACUCAAGCUAGAGUCUAUGCGAUGACGGAGGCGGAUGCUCAAGCGAACCCGGAUUCUGUUGCAGGUAUUUAUCUCAUUAAAAUGUGGUAAAUUAGCCGUACUUAUGUGUACACACCUUUGGGAUUAAGCCCCGAACGCUUUGAGAUCAAAAUGGGCAUGUUUGAGAUUAAAAUGUGCAAAAAAGGGGGGCAACCGGCGCCGGACUUCGCAUAACCGGCGCCGGAGAGAGCGAUGAGGCGGGCCUGUUUGGAACCGGCCCUCUCCAACCGGCGCAUAACCGGGGCAGAUUUCCAGCCAACCGGCGCCGGCCACUGGCCAACCGGCGCCGGACAUGCCCUGGGAUGAGCCUGUGUCCGACCGGCUCCCCAUAACCGGCGCUCACAGCCUGCGACACCACCCAACCGGCGCCGGACACCCACCAACCGGCGCCGGACCUUCCCUGGAGCGAGCCUGUGUGGAACCGGCCCACUAUGACCGGUGCAGCUGGGACAUUUAACCCGGGCAACCGGCGCCGGUCAGGCCUGAACCGGCGCCGGUCCGAAGCUGUUUUCAUCCGAAAAUUUUCCGUAUCAAAGCGGGACCCACCCCGUUUGAACGGUAAAUGCACCCUAACCCUAAAUAAAGUUUAGACAUGUUAAGAAUGGUGUCUUACAUGGCUUAUAAAUGUAGGAACAUUAAAGAUUAAUGGGAAGGAUGCACGAAUCCUUAUCGAUACCGGAGCGCAACGUUCAUUCGUGAGUGAGGCGUUCGUCGAGGAUUUAGGGAUACAAUCAAUCCCAAUGACGCAAACUCUAGUGGUAUCAACACCACUAGGGGAUGACAUUGAAAGAGCUAGUUACUAUCCAUCUUGUGAGGUGGAAAUCGACGGCCAAACCUUGACGUGUGAUUUCGUACCGCUGAGUAUGAUGGAGUUCGAUGCAAUCCUAGGGAUGGAUUGGCUAGAAAAGCAUCAUGCUAGGGUAGAUUGCUACACAAAGGUUUUGGAACUCGAAGGCAAUGAUGGGGACACCCUACGCUUCGAGGGGGACCGAAGCAAAUCAAACAGUUGUAUCAUAUCCGCCGUGAGAGCGAGAAGUAUGAUGAGAAAGGGAUGCCACGCAUACCUAGCGUACGUGGUUGACAAAACCAAGGAGGAAACGAACAUCGACGACGUGAGGGUGGUUUGUAAGUAUCCGGAUGUCUUCCCUAAAGACCUACCGGGGCUUCCACCUGAUAGGGAGAUUGAAUUUGUGAUCGAGGUCGAGCCUGGUACCAAACCAAUCUCCAUACCGCCAUACCGUAUGGCACCCGCUGAACUUAACGAGUUGAAAACCCAAUUGCAAGAGCUUUUGGAUAAUGGUUUCAUUAGACCAAGCCACUCCCCGUGGGGAGCACCGGUUCUUUUUGUGAAAAAGAAAGAUGGGACACUUCGAAUGUGCAUUGACUAUCGUCAACUGAACAAGGUCACAAUCAAGAAUAGGUAUCCUUUGCCUAGGAUUGAUGACUUGUUUGAUCAACUACGAGGAGCAACCGUGUUUUCAAAGAUUGACUUGAGGUCGGGGUACCAUCAAUUGAAAAUUAAGGAAGAUGACAUACCGAAGAGUGCUUUCCGCACAAGGUAUGGGCAUUUUGAGUUCCUUGUUAUGUCGUUUGGGUUAACAAACGCCCCAGCGGCAUUCAUGGAUUUGAUGAACCGAGUAUUUCAUAAAUACUUGGACCGAUUCGUGAUUGUGUUCAUAGAUGACAUUUUGAUUUACUCAAAGAGUGAAGAAGAGCAUGAAGAGCACUUGAUACUUGUCCUUGAGACACUACGGGAGAAGCAACUCUACGCCAAAUUUUCUAAAUGUGAAUUUUGGCUAAGGGAGAUUGGCUUCCUCGGGCACGUGGUUUCAGGAUCGGGAAUUGCUGUUGAUAACAAGAAGAUAGAAGCCAUUACCGAAUGGGAGAGACCAAAGAACGUCAAGGAAAUUCGUAGUUUCCUUGGACUGGCAGGCUACUACAGAAAGUUCGUGGAGAAGUUCUCUGUUUUGGCAUCACCAUUGACGAAGCUCACUCGUAAAGGAGCUAAGUUUGUAUGGGAUGACAAAUGUGAGGAGGGGUUCAUGGAACUAAAGAAGCGGUUGACCGAGGCACCGGUACUUGCAUUACCCAAACAGGGUGUGGGGUACGAUGUCUAUAGCGAUGCGAGCAUCCAAGGGCUUGGAUGCGUGCUGAUGCAGAAUGGGAGGGUAAUCGCCUAUGCUUCACGACAGUUGAAGAAGCAUGAGGUGAAUUAUCCUACUCAUGAUUUGGAGCUGGGGGCUGUGGUGUUUGCACUGAAGAUAUGGAGACAUUAUCUCUACGGGGAGACAUGUCACAUAUACACUGAUCACAAGAGCUUGAAAUACGUGUUUACUCAGAAAGAGCUAAACAUGAGGCAGAGACGGUGGAUGGAGUUGAUAAAAGACUACCAUCUAGUGAUAGAGUAUCACCCAGGCAAGGCAAAUGUGGUGGCAGAUGCCUUGAGCCGGAAGAGCUCGUCUGGGGCAUUGCUAGCUAACUUGAGGGCAUUAAGAGCCCAACUGGAGGUAUCUAGCGAUGGUGCCUUAUUGGCACGAUUUGAGGUGAGACCUACUUUACUUGAUGAGAUCAAGAAGGGUCAGGAAACUGACGAGGAGAUUAUGAAGAUCCGGGAACGCAUGCAAGCGGGACCGGUGGAGGAUUUCAGGGAAAGAGAUGAUGGUCUCUUAUUAUUUCGUGACCGAGUGUGUGUACCGUCAGAUGAUGAGCUCCGAAAGUCCAUCUUAGAGGAGGCUCAUUCAUCGGCUUAUGCCAUGCACCCGGGGGGCACGAAAAUGUACCGUGAUUUGAAAGAAAGUUACUGGUGGUCUGGAAUGAAGAGGGAGAUAGCCGAGUACAUCAGUCGAUGCCUUACUUGUCAACAAGUUAAGGCAGAACAUCAGCAUCCAGCAGGCUUGUUACAACCACUUUCCAUUCCUGAAUGGAAGUGGGAACAUGUGACAAUGGACUUCGUGGUAGGCUUACCACGGACAAUUCGGAACUAUGAUGCAGUUUGGGUUGUUGUGGAUAGGCUCACGAAGAGCGCACACUUCUUGCCUAUCAACACUACCUACCCACUUGAGAGAUUAGCCAAAUUGUAUACGGAUGAGAUCGUGAGGCUGCAUGGAGUCCCAGUGACCAUUGUAUCUGAUAGAGACCCACGAUUCACAUCACGUUUUUGGCCGAAAUUUCAGGAGUCUAUGGGAACGAGGCUGAAGUUCAGUACUGCUUUCCACCCACAGACGGAUGGGCAGUCUGAAAGAGUCAUACAGAUCUUAGAAGACAUGCUGAGGGCUUGUGCAUUGGAGUUUCAAGGAAGUUGGGACAACCACUUAGCACUGGUGGAGUUUGCCUAUAACAACAGUUAUCAGGCAAGCAUCGGCAUGCCUCCAUACGAGGCAUUGUAUGGGAGGAGGUGCCGUACACCGUUAUGCUGGGAUGAGGUUGGCAUGGCCAAACUCGAGGGUACUGAGUUGGUUGAGGUCACCAAGUCAAAGGUGAAGUUGAUUCGAGAGAGACUCAAGGCAGCUCAGGAUAGACAAAAGAGUUAUGCAGAUAAGCGUCGAAGGACCUUAGAGUUUAAGGUUGACGACGAGGUAUUCCUGAAAGUUUCUCCUUGGAAAGGAAUCAUUCGAUUCCAAACCUGAGGAAAGCUUAACCCACGAUAUAUAGGCCCAUUCAGAAUUAUAGAGAAGGUUGGGGCCGUAGCAUAUCGUCUACAGUUGACUCCUGAGUUGGAGAAGAUUCAUAAUGUAUUUCACGUGUCCAUGCUUAAGAAGUAUGUGCAUGAUCCUUCUCAUGUGUUGGAAAAGCCGCCCGUGGAAGUACGUGAAGAUUUGAACUAUGCCGUGCAACCGGUAAGAGUUAUUGACAGAAAAGUGAAGAAACUGAGGAGUAAAGAAGUUCCAAUGGUUAAAGUCCUUUGGAAGAGUGACCGGGUCGAGGAAGAGACUUGGGAAACAGAAGCUUUGAUGAGGAAGCAGUAUGCUUUCCUAUUCGAGUAGAGCUGUGAAUUUCGGGGACGAAAUUCCUGUUAAGGGGGGGUGAACUUGUGACACCGCUCCCGAAUGUCCUUGAAAAUUUGAUUUAAAAUUCAAGGUUUAUGUAUUGGAUUCCUGAUUCCCAAACAUUUGUAAAACGAUUAAUGUCUUACGUGAUUAAUGAUCGAUUAGUGUACUGUUCGAACUCGUAUAUUAGUGUCGGGCAUACAAAUACUAUUUGGGUCUUAUUAAUAAAUAAAAGAGCCCAACAUUAUCCAAAUUGUGAUACAUGAUCUUUCAAGACAAUCCGAGUAAGGUCGGACGGCCCAAACGUUAUUUUGAGCCCAACCCGCUAAAAUAGCAAGUAUUCGAGAAUGGCAUUCUAGACCCACUCGGGAGUGACCCACACGGCUAGUAGCCCAAUAAUAUGUAUGACAAAUGUCAAAUAAGUGAUAGAAUGAUUAAAGGAGAAUACAAAUGCCUAUAACCCCAUCUUUGGCAUUAUUGAGCUAAAUAAUGGGAGUAGGAUUUUCCUUCUAUAAUAUCAAUCAAGUAAAUUAUUGGGAUGGGCCUACACAUAUUGGAGAUCAAUAAUGGGAUUUAGGAAGUUGACUUGUUCUAAAUAAAUUAGGAUGAGUACAAAAAGACAUCUUUGACAAAAGAUAAAACAAUAGGACCCAUCUUCCUAUUUUUGGAAGUAUUGGUAGAUGUUUUGGACCCCAAAAUGAUUGGGAUCAAUUGGGAACCACUCCACAUGAUAUUAGUACCUGCAAGACAAAUAAAAAUGGGUUAGGAGACUUACCUUGGCCGGCCAUUAUGGAGAAGAGCUGCACAUGACUUGAUAAGAAUCAAAGUUUGGGCCACCACUCUUAUUUUCGCACAAAUUGGUGUGCUGUUUGUCUCCUCUCAUUAUAGGAGCUAUCCUCAACCAAAUAACGUGUAUGAGGUGUCCUUGGAUAGCUCUUGAAGUGUAGUUUCAUAAUUGAGUGGUCUUUGUUCGAGGAGAGAGAGCUUAUCAUCCAAAAAUCGAUCUGGAACGAGCAGUGGUCUGUGAACUCGAGCUGUGAGAGUGCUGAGACUGUUUGCUUCAUAUCUCGAGUUAUACACAUCCAAAUAAGGCGUAUAAUAUACCAAAAGAAAGCUCGCAAGACGAGGAAUCCUCGAAGGUCUGGUUUGCAUCAAUCGGAGUAGUGGAAGGCCUCCAAAUCGACCGAGCAAAACACGACCUCGCAGAAUACGUUUUUGUAUUCAAAGAAACGAGUUAACCGGGAAACACCCGUUCUAGGGGCUGUUUUCGUAUCAACGAUUAAGGGUUGAACUAGCACUUUGAGGAGGCUGUUUAACACUCAUAAUUGAGCAAGGAAUCAGUUCCAAAUCCACCUUGACCAAAGCUUUGACCAUUGGACCAAGAAGGGAAAGUUUAAAGCUCAUUUGAGGUUGAGGCUAGAGCUUGCUUCCUGUGCUCGUUGCCCGAGUGAUUUUCCCCGGAGAGAAGACUUGGUUCGUGCUUCCUCCAUUCAGUUUUAGAACAUUAAUAAACAUGCUCAUGGAUAUUUUACUUUAGAGCCUGCGUGCUCAUGUUUGCCCUGUGUGGCCCUUUGUUUUAAACAAUGUUUUCCGCUGCGUAUUGAAUUACUUAUUAUGUAUGUUUAUGGAUGACUUUUGUGUGAAUGAUAUUCAUGACGCCUUGUAUAA